Notolabrus celidotus (New Zealand spotty) is the source of this 984-nucleotide messenger RNA. RefSeq names its product complement C1q-like protein 2. Lineage: Eukaryota; Metazoa; Chordata; Actinopteri; Labriformes; Labridae. The coding region runs from base 157 to 984 and encodes 275 amino acids. The record is from RefSeq and is a predicted model, not a curated record. Gene Ontology annotation, molecular function: protein binding. The transcript has 6 exons.
AAAUUCAGCAUGUUGUGGUUUAUUUUUAACCUUGCUAUCAAGGACAUCCAAUCAGCUCUCACACAGCAGUUCAGCGGCUGUUUGACAUGUAAAUACAGAGGGGAGCUGAGAGAGACGUGUCAGAGUCCAUCUUGCCAACAGAGGUGAUAUUUCAGAAUGAGGACUGUGGCUGGUUUUCUGCCGUUGCUGCUCUGCCUGGUCUGGACGUGUGCUCCAGUCACGACAGGGGACAACAUCACUCAGGGGGGAAACAGAGAGAAAGGAGCUCAGCUUGAGACUCAGACUGACUUCAGCUCUGAGAUCUGGGCUGAGCUGAAGCAGCUGAGAGACAUGGCCGUGGAACAACAGGUGGAGCUCAGGAACAGCAACAGAAAGAUAGAGGAGCUGGAGCAAGAAAAUAAAGUUUUAAGAGUCCGGAUGAACGCCAGUGAAAACAAGGUGGAGGAACUGAAGAGAGAGAACGCAAAUCUCCUGGACAGAGUAACCAAAACUGAAAAUCAGAACUCAGUUUUAGAGACCAGAAUGAGCUCCACUGAGAGCGAGGUGGAGAGGCUUCAGAGCGAAAACGCGGACCGUCCAAAAGUGGCAUUCACGGUCGGUCUGACUGAUGUGGGACAAAUUGGUCCCUACAACACAGAGCUCACACUACAGUUUGGUAAAGUCUUCACCAACAUUGGCCAGGCCUACAGUCCCUCAACAGGGAUCUUCACGGCCCCCGUCAAAGGAGCGUACUACUUCAGAUUCAACGCGUGGGACGCACGGUACUCGAAUGUUCUCGGUAUUAAACUGUUUCACAACAACAAGAUGAUGACUCAUUGUUACGAUGUGAACGAUAACAACGGCUAUAUCCACGUCUCGAACGGAUUUGUUCUUCAGCUGGAGAAGGGAGAUACAAUCUACAUGGUGCUCCGCUCAGGCUCCGCAAUCUGGGAUGACACCAAUAAUCGGACGACUUUUAGUGGGUUUCUGCUUUUUGCUCAGUGA